This is a messenger RNA of Acanthosepion pharaonis, 726 nucleotides long. NCBI's taxonomy places the organism in Eukaryota, Metazoa, Mollusca, Cephalopoda, Sepiida, Sepiidae. The record is from the annotation of a GenBank genome assembly.
AUGGGACGGUUUUCUUUCUUUCUUCUUUUCUUACUUUCUUUUUUUUCUCUUUUUUCUUCCUCUCUUUCUUUCUUUCAUUCAUUUAAUUCUUCUUUCUUUCUUUCUUUCUUUCUUUCAUUUAGUUCUUCUUCUUUCUUUCUUUUUCUUUCUUUCUUUUUUCUUCCUUUUUUCUUUCUUUCAUUCAAUUCUUCUUUCUUUCUUUCUUUUUUCUCUUUUUUCUUUCUUUCAUUUAAUUCUUCUUCUUUCUUUCUUUUUCUCUUUUUUCUUUCUUUCUUUCUUUCAUUUAAUUCUUCUUCUUUCUUUCUUUUUCUCUUUUUCUUUCUUUCUUUCUUUCUUUCAUUUAAUUCUUCUUCUUUCUUUCUUUCUUUCUUUCUUUUUCUCUUUUUCUUUCUUUCUUUCUUUCUUUCAUUUAAUUCUUCUUCUUUCUUUCUUUCUUUCUUUCUUUCUUUUUUCUCUUUUUCUUUCUUUCUUUCUUUCUUUCUUUUAAUUCUUCUUCUUUCUUUCUUAUUUUUAACCUUCCUUCCUUUAUUUUCCACGCUUUCUUUUAUUCCAUUUCUUUAUUCCGCCUUUAUUUAUUUGAUCUCUCUUUCUCUCUCACUCACUCACUGUCUUUCUUUCCUUCUUUCUUUCUUUGGCUUUUCUCGAUAUGACUUCAUUUUUUUUCUCAUCGCAGUUUUUCGGUAUCUCACUUUCGCAUUAACACAAAUAAAUAUUCCACCUCUCUAA